AUGAUAAAAAAAACAUUUUCAGGUAUUUCGUUAAGAGAUAAACAAAAAUUCACCUUUAAAGAAUAAAAUGGUUUACUCUGUUAUACAUUUACUUAAAUAGUUUUAAUUGGCAAAGGUGAAGCAAAGAUUUAUGGACUUUCUAAUAAUAAAAAAAUUUAGAUUGCUUCUUUGAAUGAAAAAUAAAAUUAAUGCAAAUGCAAAUUUAUAAUGGAUGAAAAUAAUUUUACUCAUUUAUUAUGUAUUGGAGAUGAAUCUAUAACAAUUAAUGUGUUGGGAUACAGAUUAGAAAAUUAGGUUUAGGAAUUAUAAGAAAAUAAUUAUCAUGAAAAUUUGAUUAUUAAAGAAUAAUCAAAAGUAUUAAAAUAGAAAGAAGUAGAUUCAAAUGAGUUUGAAUUAUUUUCUAAGAAAGAAAAGAAAGAAUAUAAAAAAAUAUAAAAUCAAAAAUAAUUAUUACAAAAAUAUUGA
Messenger RNA from Paramecium primaurelia, 465 nucleotides. The record is from the annotation of a GenBank genome assembly. Lineage: Eukaryota; Ciliophora; Oligohymenophorea; Peniculida; Parameciidae.